CCUCCUCCUCGGCCUCCAGCCGCCAGCCAACCGCGCGGCCGCUUGUUGAGCCCGGGCUCCACCGUCUCCAUGACGCCCGGCAAACAUUCCGGUGCUUCAGCCCUCGCCGCUAACGCCCGGGGUUGGGGUGCAGGGGCUCCCGGAGCCGGCGGGGAAAGGGGUGCUCGGCCACUCCCCAGCCCGUCGCCACCAUGCCCGGCACUCCGAUAGACUACUACAGGAAGCCGAGCGGCGCAUCGAACUUAGGCAGUCCAAAAAAGAAGUCUUUUACUGCCCUUUCUAGCCCAGGAAAAGGAGCUCAAACAAAAGGAUAUCUUGGUGUGACCCCAAGCAGAAUGGGCUCAUCAAAAAUCAUGGCGGCAUUACCAGAGAUAAAAACAGAUAAAAUGACUACCAUAAAGGCAGCCAUACAGGUGUUUGAUGUAAAUGGAGCUGAUGUUACUCCUCGACCUCUUUACCGUCCAGAUCCACAUACUGGUACACCAAAGCCAAAUAAACUAUUGACAUCACAAGAUGGAUCAUUCUCAUCAGAAUUUGUACCUUCCCACAGCCUUUAUCAAAAUACACUAAAUCCUAGUAUGUUAGGGCAGUUUUCAAGGUCAGUUUUAGGAAGCAGUACAGUGUCUAAGUCAAGUCUAUCAACUAGUGAGUCAAUGGCAGAAGACCUAGAAGAAGCCUAUAAACGAGAAGGACUGGCUAGUGUUACAGAGUUACAAAUUCCAAAGAAAACAACCAGAAAAACUAUAACCAAAGAAGAACUAAAGAAGACUAUAGACAUACUACUCACCGAGACAGAAACAGUGACAUUGUUUAACCUACCAACAGUCAUGAUUUCUGUAGAAGCUGAAGAAGCUGAAAAAAUACUGAGAUUUUUGAUCUCUCACUUUUUGGUGCGAUCCACAUUAAGAAGCCAGAGAAACAAGAAUUAUGAGAACCUUUGUAAAAAUAGAUUAGGCAAUGACUUAUAUGUUGAAAGAAUGAUGCAGACUAUUAAUGGAGCACCAAAGAAUAAAGAUGUUCAAUGUGACAGAAUUAUAAAGGAAAACAAAGGCAUAAUGUCUACUGCUUGGGAUUUAUAUGAUUCUUACAACACUCUGGAGCUUGCAUCUUUACCAGUAAAACAAUCUACAAUUGACUCAAGCUGCAGAGGAAGUCUAAGACGAUCUAUAAUUGAGUCGAGCAGUAAAGUCAGUGUACUUUCUAAAGAUCAGGAUCGAAGAGGGCCAGGAAGUACUAUAGAAAAAAAUAGUGACGCUAGUUCUAUAAUGGAAAUAGAAAAUGCAAUUCUGGCUAAAAUGCAUGAUGAAGAAGAAGACCACUCAGAAGCAAUAUUCAAAUCCGAAAAGUUUCACCAGGACUUAUUUUUUAUGGAACGAGUUCUAAUGGAGAAUGUAUUUCAGCCCAAACUUGCAGCUUAUCGUCAGCUUCCUAUUUUAAAAGAACCAAAACCUGAAGGGCCUAAAGACCUUUCAGAAGGUAAAAAACGUGAAGAGGUAGAAGAGAAGAAGGAAGAGGAAGAAGACAUAGAAAUAGGUGAAGAACAAUCAACAAUACCAGCCAAUUUGGAACGACUUUGGUCCUUUUCCUGUGACUUAACCAAAGGUCUUAAUGUGAGCAGCCUUGCCUGGAAUAAAGCAAAUCCAGACCUUUUGGCUGUUGGCUAUGGGCAUUUUGGAUUUAAAGAGCAAAAAAAAGGAUUGGCUUGCUGCUGGUCAAUAAAGAAUCCCAUGUGGCCAGAACGUAUUUAUCAGAGUCCAUAUGGAGUUACUGCUGUGGAUUUUUCCAUUGGAACACCUAAUCUUUUAGCAGUUGGCUAUCACAAUGGCACCAUUGCAGUUUAUAAUGUACAGAGCAACGUUAAUGUUCCAGUUCUGGAUAGCAGUGAAUCACCUCAAAAACAUUUGGAACCUAUAUGGCAACUACAGUGGAUAGAACAAGAUCGAGGAACAACAGGUGAUGACAAGAGAGAAAUACUAGUUUCUAUAUCAGCAGACGGAAGAAUCGCCAAAUGGAUUAUACGCAAAGGACUGGACUGUUAUGAUUUGAUGCGUUUGAAGCGAACUACUUCCAGCAUCAGCAGAAGAGGAGGGGAAAAGGAAAAGAAAGGUGAAGCUUUGAUAUCUCGUCAAGCUCCUGGGAUGUGCUUUGCUUUUCAUCCCAAGGACACAAAUAUCUAUUUGGCUGGUACUGAAGAAGGUCACAUUCACAAAUGUUCUUGUUCAUAUAAUGAACAAUACCUAGAUACCUACAGAGGACAUAAGGGUCCAGUGUAUAAAAUAGCAUGGAAUCCGUUUUGUCAUGAUGUGUUCUUAAGCUGUUCUGCAGAUUGGGGCGUUAUUAUAUGGCAACAGGAAAAUACCAAGCCUUUUUUGAGUUUUUACCCAACUACUUAUGUUGUUUAUGAUGUUGCCUGGUCCCCAAAAUCAUCCUAUAUAUUUGCAGCUGCAAAUGAGAACAGAGUGGAGAUUUGGGACCUUCACAUCAGCACUUUGGAUCCUCUAAUUGUGAAUGUUGCUAACCCUGGAAUCAAGUUCACAACUGUUCUCUUCGCUAAACAAACAGAUUGCCUUCUAGUGGGAGACAGUGACGGACAGGUUGCUGUGUAUGAACUGAGAAAUAUGCCCACUGCUUUGUCUUCUGGCCGGAGAGAUGUGAUAGAUAGUUUGCUUGGACCAAGGUCAAAUCAACCAGCAUAAAUUGUCAUUACUGAUAUCCUUUCUUGUUGAUUGUUUUUUUUUAAAGGAACAAUGUUUAAUAUCUAACAGUCUGAUUGGAUGCAGUAAGCUGGGAUUUUGAUUUUAGAAAACAAUAUUUAAUGUAUAACUUCUAUUUGAACUUAAUAGAAAUUUAAUCAACCUUUAUUCCAGAGAUAUGUUGUUAGUUUUUUAUCCAAGCUAAUUGUAAGGGUAUUGUUGGGAUUUUCUUAAUUUUUGAAAGAUACUCCUACUCCAUUUCUUAAUCAUAUUCCAAGUAUACAUACAUACUUAUAAAAUGUCUAUGUAUGUUAGAAAAUUACUAUUCCUUUAGAAGAAAAGCUUGGAGGUUAUUAGAAUUACUUAAACAAAAAUCUUUAUUAAAUCUAAGUUCUAUACACAUUUAAAUCUUCUGUUUUCCAAGGUUUGUGAAUUAUGCAGGUGUUAGUAUUAAGAAAAUACUGGAUUCUCAUACUCAACUUUAAAUCAAUAUUCAUCCUCUUAGAUCUGAGAGCUGAGCUAUAGAACUUUAUUAGACUAUUUGACAAGCAAAAGACAUGACAGCAAAAGUCAGAAUUGCACUGUUUGGCCAGCAGGCAUGACACUCGCAGUUCAGGGAGAAGAGUUAGUCUGGGACACAUCAGGGCUCCCUCCUCUGCAUGCCCAGAAUCUGCCCAGACUUAAGUGGGCCCACAGAGAAAACAGAAAGUCCCUGAUCUAUAGUUUGCAUCAGGAUGUUAUUUUAUAAUGACUUCUAGGGCAAGCUUGUGGAAAUAGAAGGAGUAGGAGGCAGUGACUCCUCCAAACAUAGAUUGCUAACAGUCUGUUCCAUGCUGUUUGUUUCAACAAGUCCUGGUUUUUGUUAACUGAGGCUGAAAGACAGUAUGGCCUAUAAAGCAUGUUACGUGAGGAGGACAAGACAAGGCAUUUAAAACUCACUAAACUCUCUAAAAAAGAUAUAUAUUAAAACUAAGAAUACAAUCCGUGCAACAGUGGGAACUACCUUUCACAAGUAUCAAUUUCUUCAAUAUCUCCAUUUCUUUGGAGCCAUCCGUUAAACAAAAGCAAGGAAACUUUUAGGUAGACUGAGAUCUUAGGUCAUGUUAUAAGGAACAUACAUUUCCUACUGGUAGAAGUCUAUUGUAAUACAUCCCCUUGUCUUUCUGAAAGGUUGGACUUUCCAUAGCACCCUGUGCAACAAAAUAAAAAAUUUCAUUGGAAAAAAGUGUUUC
Molecule: messenger RNA, 3925 nt
Organism: Myotis myotis
Lineage: Eukaryota; Metazoa; Chordata; Mammalia; Chiroptera; Vespertilionidae
Gene: DNAI4
Product: dynein axonemal intermediate chain 4
Exons: 18
Coding region: 192-2696 (834 amino acids)
Biological process (GO): cilium movement
Cellular component (GO): axonemal dynein complex
Molecular function (GO): dynein light chain binding; dynein heavy chain binding
Source: RefSeq, a predicted model, not a curated record